Messenger RNA from Coregonus clupeaformis (lake whitefish), 1375 nucleotides. RefSeq names its product family with sequence similarity 169 member B (gene fam169b). The transcript is spliced from 9 exons. Bases 47 to 925 code for a protein of 292 amino acids. Lineage: Eukaryota; Metazoa; Chordata; Actinopteri; Salmoniformes; Salmonidae. The record is from RefSeq and is a predicted model, not a curated record.
GGUAGUGUUGCAUAACAUUCGUCGUCCAGUUGACAGAAUUUUCAAGAUGGACUCCAACCCGACCUCCCAAACACAAAAGAAAGGGGAAAUCAAGGAAAUAUAUCCCAUUGACCUCCCAGAUCUAGAUUACAGUGCACUGAGUUCAACCUCUGAAAACAUAUUGACAGCCCUGGUGUCAAACACCUAUCAAGGAGAGCGUUGGUUUAUACCCUCAAAUGGCUCAAAGGUGGAGGUGACACAUGACAACGUGGGCAGACUCCAGCUGUUCGGUGAUGAUGAUCCACCUUGUACUCUGCUGACUCUGCACAUGCCUGCAGAUGGAACUCAAGUGGUGGCCCUAAACCUGCAUGGAAAGUGGUGGUCAUUAAAUGAUGUUUUGAAGACAUCCAUCAAAUCCAAAUCUGGUCUUGUGAUGGUGCAGUCUGUUAUGGAGAGAGUGAUACUGUUCCUGCUUAGUCAAAUAAUUUUUGGAGUUUUGGAGAGGCCUUCAGGGGAAGAGAUUUACUUCUCACCUUAUCCUAUGAGGGAAUUUGGCAAAAUUCUAUGGCAUAAUGGAGAGGCAGUUGGAUUCUACACCAUCAAAAAGAAAGGAAGUCUGUGUGAUGGAUUUACUAGUCGAAGCUAUCAGCUUUCUGUCCUUGACACUGUGUUUGUGAGGACUCAGUGGAGGAGGAGUGGUCUGGCACUGCAGAUCCUGGGAGACUUCUGUAAAUCCCUCCCCAACGAGGAAGUGAUAGGAAUCAGCUGUCCCAUAUCCCCAAGCAUGAUUAAAGUGUGCAGCAAGUAUCUGCUGAUGCACCAGGACCAAAGGGACCGGCUCUAUGAGGUGGAAGCUCCUGGGGGCUGGGGCCAGAGACGGAACAUAUGGCUCAACAUACAGCUCAACCGCAGCACAAACAGUGAGGCCCUCCCUAGGCUCAAGUGAGGAGCAAUGUCCAACAACAUUGAACAAGGAGAAAAUAUAAAUAAUCAUAUCACCAGAUGUCUCUUGAUUAUGGGUUUUCUGAUGGUUUGGCUGCCGCCAGUGACGCAGCAUCUUGUGAUCACCACAGGAGUAAAAGAGAGAAGCCACCGGCAGACGGGCUGAGAGGAGUGCUAAUUCCAAACAGGCUAGGACAUUAGAUUAAACCUCAGACCACAGAUGGAUCAUGGUCCUCAUAAGACUUCAAGUCAUGUUUUUUUAAAUGUCAUUUGUAGCAGGACAUAGAAGGUCAUUUGUGUCAGUUGUGAUUUUGAGCAACUGUAAGGUGCUGACUAAUGGCUAGAAAUAAUCGAUUUUCAAAACAACAUUUAUAAUUUUGUGACCUGAAUUGCAAACAGUACAUAUCAGUUUUAUAUUCUGCUUAAUAAAGUGAUAACAUCAUCACUGUGGUUA